Aspergillus luchuensis is the source of this 1092-nucleotide messenger RNA. RefSeq names its product lytic polysaccharide monooxygenase auxiliary activity family 9 protein. The coding region runs from base 1 to 1092 and encodes 363 amino acids. The record is from RefSeq and is a predicted model, not a curated record. Lineage: Eukaryota; Fungi; Ascomycota; Eurotiomycetes; Eurotiales; Aspergillaceae. The transcript is spliced from 2 exons.
AUGUCUGUCGCUAAGAUUGCUGGUGUUGUCCUCGGUUCGGCCGCCCUUGUUGCUGGCCACGGUUAUGUGUCUGGUGCUGUCGUUGACGGCCAGUACUACGGAGGAUACAUCGUCUCCUCCUACGCCUAUGAGAGUGACCCUCCGGAGACCAUUGCCUGGUCUACCGAAGCCACUGACCUUGGCUUUGUCGACGGUUCUGAAUACGCCGAGCCUGACAUCAUCUGCCACAAGAGCGCUAAGCCUGGUGCUAUCUCCGCUGACGUCAAGGCUGGUGGUACUGUCGAGCUUCAGUGGACUGACUGGCCCUCCAGCCACCACGGUCCCGUCCUGACUUACCUUGCCAACUGCAACGGUGACUGCUCCGAUGUCACCAAGACUGACCUUGAGUUCUUCAAGAUCGACGAGAGCGGCCUUAUCAGCGACACUGAAGUCCCUGGAACCUGGGCCACCGACAACUUGAUCUCCAACAACAACAGCUGGACUGUGACCAUCCCCUCGACCCUCGAGUCUGGUAACUACGUCCUGCGUCACGAGAUCAUUGCCCUGCACUCCGCUGGAAACAAGGAUGGCGCCCAGAACUACCCUCAGUGCCUCAACCUGAAGGUUACCGGUAGCGGUAGCUCCACCUACUCAGGCACCAAGGGUGAAGCCCUCUACAAGGACACCGACCCGGGUAUCCUGGUCAACAUCUACCAGAGCCUGAGCUCCUACGACAUCCCCGGCCCUGCUAUGUACAACGCCACUUCUUCCGGCAGCUCCUCCGGCAGCUCCUCCAGUGCCUCUUCUACGAGCUCCGCUGCCGCUGCCGCUGCUACUACUUCCAGCGCUUCCAGCUCCACCACCAGCGCUGCUGCUGCGACUAGCUCCGCCGUCACUGUCACUGGCAGCGCCCCCCAGCAAACCCACAUCCAGGUUGCCAGCUCCAGCGCCGCCGCUGUUGCUACCCCCAGCAGCUCCAGCGUCGCCGUCUCCAGCGACAACCUCACCAGCUACUUCAGCUCUCUGAGCGCCGACCAGUUCCUCAGUGUCCUGAAGGAGACCUUCUCCUGGCUGGUCACCGAGAAGAAGCACGCCCGUGACCUCAACGCCUAA